CAGGCUCGACAUCUCUGCAUUCUGCCUAAGUAUGCCAAUCGUGACACCACUGACGAAGUUGCUGGGUAUCCGCGUCCCAGUUGUGCAAGGGGGUAUGCAGUGGGUCGGGGUGCCUCAACUUGCAGCAGCCGUGUCAAACGGUGGAGGACUCGGGAUAUUGACCGCUCUUACCCAACCUAACCCUGACGCUCUCCGUGCUGCGAUACGGGAGACGCGCACACUUACUGACAAGCCGUUCGGCGUUAACAUCACGCUGCUGCCUAGCAUCAAUCCUCCCGACUAUGCAGGUUAUGCCAGAGCUGCAGUGGAGGAGGGGGUGAAGGUUUUUGAGACAGCUGGGAACAACCCCAAGCAGCUCGUGGAUUAUUUGAAGGCAAACGGCUGCACAGUUAUCCAUAAAUGCACUACCAUAAGACACGCCAAAGCUGGCGCCCGGAUGGGGGUCGACAUGCUCAGCAUCGAUGGCUUUGAAUGCGCUGGGCACCCGGGAGAGGAGGAUAUCGGCGGAUUAGUUUUGUUAGCAAGGGCAGCCAGUGAACUCAGCAUCCCUUUCAUUGCAUCGGGUGGUAUCGCAAAUGGAAGGGGCUUAGCAGCUGUACUGGCUCUCGGUGCUUCAGGAGCUAAUAUGGGAACACGUUUCAUGUGCACUGUUGAGAGCCCGAUUCACCAGAAUAUAAAGGAGAAGAUUGUGGCCUCAACGGAGCAGGAUACCGUGCACAUCUUCCGGACCCUGCACAACACUGCACGGGUGUUCAAGAACAAGAUAUCGCAGGAGGUCGUCGCUAUCGAGCGUCGACCAGGCGGCGCAAAAUUCGAAGACAUCCGGGAGCUAGUCUCUGGUGCUCGGGGACGAAAGGUCUACGAACUUGGAGAUCCCGACUACGGUAUCUGGACCGCAGGUAUCGCAAUGGGGUUAAUAAAUGACAUACCGACGUGCAAGGAGCUCCUGGAGACCAUCGAGCGUGAUGCAGAGGACAUUAUCAGCCGAUUAGGCAGGAUGGUGGUUCCUGAGCGUAGUGCUAAGUUAUGACAUACCUUAGACUCUAUAAGCCGUAACUUCAUUCCGGCGUAGGUUUUUACGGGUGAGACUACAACCUCUCUUUUACCUCUUUGUUAGAGUCGUACUGUAUCAUACAUGCCUACCACUUUGAAUUCUCUACACACUUGCGAAGAGGAAUCCAGUGAACAUGCGGUCAUGUGACCUACGCGCUC
Gloeophyllum trabeum ATCC 11539 is the source of this 1212-nucleotide messenger RNA. Its product is annotated as inosine monophosphate dehydrogenase. NCBI's taxonomy places the organism in Eukaryota, Fungi, Basidiomycota, Agaricomycetes, Gloeophyllales, Gloeophyllaceae. Bases 32 to 1030 code for a protein of 332 amino acids. The record is from RefSeq and is a predicted model, not a curated record. The transcript has 10 exons. Gene Ontology annotation, molecular function: nitronate monooxygenase activity.